Rhododendron vialii is the source of this 1546-nucleotide messenger RNA. RefSeq names its product mediator of RNA polymerase II transcription subunit 22a-like. Lineage: Eukaryota; Viridiplantae; Streptophyta; Magnoliopsida; Ericales; Ericaceae. The transcript is spliced from 9 exons. Gene Ontology annotation, biological process: regulation of transcription by RNA polymerase II. The coding region runs from base 794 to 1258 and encodes 154 amino acids. The record is from RefSeq and is a predicted model, not a curated record. Gene Ontology annotation, molecular function: transcription coregulator activity. Gene Ontology annotation, cellular component: mediator complex.
GCUGUGGUUUUCUUCUCUCUCUCUCUCGCUCUUCACGGAUCCAGCCCUCUUUCCACUUUCCCUUUCCACUUUCAAACAGAGAGAGAAGAUAGACGAACAGCGGAAACGACCAAGAAGAAGACGAAGAUCGAACCCAAAAAAGAAGAACAAGGUAUCAAGCAAUGUGAAUAAAUAUGAAGGGAAGGGCAGAAUUCAAUACCCAUAGAUUCACCAUCGGGACACGGUAUUUGAUCCAGUCGCUCUAACCUGCGGUCAUAUUGACUACUAUACAUGUGCUUGCAAGGCUGCAUCAGUGACCAUUGUGGAUGGAUAAAAGGCUGCCGAUCACAAGGAGAAAUGCCCUCUCUGCUGAAAUGUACACACAGAGAUGAAAUGAAUGAACUUACUAAAACAAGCACAGCUUGAGUCCAAUGACAGAGAACGCAUCCAGCGGCUUAAGUUAAGAGUAAUUUUUUCAGGAAAAAACAACUCCAAGAAAGUAGCUGCUGCACUUGGGGUUAGCUACCGCCUCUCUCAUUCUCAUCCGCAAUUGUGUUCAUACAUAUAUUGGAGGGGAAAUAGAUCAAAAAAGCAUACAGUUCUUAACAUCACUGGCAAAAGUUGGCGGAUGAGACAGUAGUGGCCAUAUAAUGCUUGAACGAUGUAAUAGGAACAGCUGGGGAAUCACAAUUUUGGACUGAAUUGGAGAUCAUUAGCUUGUUAUCCAUAGGACUAUAUUGCGCUUAAUGGGAUACUGUAUCAUCCAGGGAAAAAGGUUUUUGGUGCAUCCCUUAAUGCUUCGAGAAGAUCCACAAUGAAUAAAGGAGGUGGUGGAAGUGGUAGUGGAGGUGGUGGGCCAACUGCUGCGGCGGCAGCUGCUGCAGCUCAAAAGCAGAAGACAUUGUUGCAAAGAGUCGAUAAUGACAUUGGAAAUAUUGUUGACAAUUUCAGUUUCCUUGUUAACGUUGCGCGGGUCAACGAUCCACCAGUUAGAAAUUCACAAGAAGCUUUCAUGAUGGAGAUGCGUGCAGCCAGAAUGGUACAGGCAGCUGACUCGCUUCUGAAGUUGGUGUCCGAGUUGAAGCAAACCGCAAUCUUCUCUGGUUUUGCUUCACUCAAUGACCAUGUAGAACAAAGAAUAGACGAGUUUAACCAACAGGCAGAGAAAACAGAUCGCUUGUUGGCUAAAAUUGGAGAGGAAGCAGCUGCUAGUCUCAAGGAGCUCGAGUCACAUUACUAUUCGUCUGCCUUGAGGACAAGCCAACUUCAUCAGCCAUGAAUGAGGGCUCCAUAUAUCUAAAGCAAUUCAACAUUAGAAUGGUUCUAGUCACAGUUCAAUUUGUGUCCCAUCUUUUGAGAAGAGACCCAUAUUGUGCAUUGUCUGUCAUUUCCGGACUGGAUUGUGCUGAACCACGCUUGAUUGUUCUUGUUUCCUGAUUCUUGUAUGCGUCUCGGAGUACAAGGUUUUGUUCUUUUGUUUGAACUAUUAUCCAAACGGGCCUUGUAAUUUAUGAGCUAUUGUUCACUACCGACGGUGACCAAGAAAUGUGACAGGGCAUCUUGUCUA